Aureobasidium namibiae CBS 147.97 is the source of this 606-nucleotide messenger RNA. RefSeq lists its product as uncharacterized. The record is from RefSeq and is a predicted model, not a curated record. Bases 1 to 606 code for a protein of 201 amino acids. Lineage: Eukaryota; Fungi; Ascomycota; Dothideomycetes; Dothideales; Saccotheciaceae. The transcript has 2 exons.
AUGUUGUCGUUUCUGUCGAGAGCCUUUGUCGUCUCCAAGGUUGGCAUUCUUGGGUCGACAUCCUUGUGUCUUCCGACAACAUGGCGCUUUUUCUCGCAAAGCCAGACGAGAUAUGCAACGCCUGAAGAUCCAGAAGCGCGAAGGAAGAGAUUGGACAAGAAUAACGAGCGCCGGCGCCAAAGAUAUCAGAAUGACCCAGACUAUCGGGAGAAGCAAGCCAUGAGAUUGCGGACUAGAAUCUGGCAUGAACAGAUGCGUGAUCAGAAGCCCGAGGUCCUUGAACAGUUCCUUGAAAGGACACGUCUUGCCGCUGCUCGUUCACGCGCCGGUGAUCCCAGAUUCAAGUUUCGAGUAAAUCUUCAUAAAUGCUUGGUCAGUCAUGCUUGGGAACCAGAGGAACUUCCUUGGAAAACCCACGUACCUAUGGUCUCUGCAGAAAAGGUUUUCAGGCAAUGUGCUAGGUGUGAUCGCUCACCACCGGGUGGGGGCUUGAGAUUGUGGUAUGUAUAUCGCGUGCACGACAUGCGAUACAGCAAGUGUCGAUGCAGCUGGUCGAAAGGGCUCUGCAAAGUCAUAUGCAAACAACAGCAAGCUGACCAUAUCUAG